UAUGGUUCUAAAAUUCCAAGACAAAGCACAACAAUGCCAGUGGUCCAGGAAGCCUUGGCACAAAAAAAGAACAUGGUCUAGACUGAAAUGCCAACCAAAUAAUUUUCUUCUAUUUCAAAAUAUCAACUACACCAUCAUGGAUACAAGCAACCCACACAGCCCAGUGUUUCUGGCAUUUCCUCCAGAGAUCACUAUUCCCAGAUUGCAGCAAAUGGGCCUAACAGCCACACCCUUUGUGCCUAGAAAUCUCUUGUCAAAAAUACUUGAUUCGAAACUGAAACUCUUUGGGGCUAUCCAGAUCGUGUUUGGAAUGAUGCACUUUUCUUCUGGAAUGAUCAUCCUUUUCACCUUUGUAGACCCAUACCCGCGGUUUCCCUUUAUAUUUAUUACAGGAUAUCCAUUCUGGGGCUCCAUUUUGUUCAUUAAUUCUGGAGCCUUCCUAAUUGCAGUGAAAAAGAAAAACACAGACACUCUGAUGAUAGUCAGCCGAAUGAUGAAUUCUCUUAGCGCCUUGGGAGCAUUAGCUGGAAUCAUUCUCUUCUCAUUUGGUCUCACACUAGAUCAACACUACAUUUGUGGCUUUUCUAACCAACAUAGUCAAUGCCAUGCCAUUACCACCUUGUUAGUUGGAAUUUUGAUUAUGUUGAUGAUCUUCACCAUUAUUGAGUUUUUCAUUGCUCUGUCUUUCUCAAUCUUCUGGGGCCAAUAA
Molecule: messenger RNA, 709 nt
Organism: Trichechus manatus latirostris (Florida manatee)
Lineage: Eukaryota; Metazoa; Chordata; Mammalia; Sirenia; Trichechidae
Gene: MS4A5
Product: membrane spanning 4-domains A5
Exons: 5
Coding region: 2-709 (235 amino acids)
Cellular component (GO): plasma membrane
Source: RefSeq, a predicted model, not a curated record